Penicillium odoratum is the source of this 909-nucleotide messenger RNA. RefSeq names its product oxidoreductase. NCBI's taxonomy places the organism in Eukaryota, Fungi, Ascomycota, Eurotiomycetes, Eurotiales, Aspergillaceae. The transcript has a single exon. Gene Ontology annotation, molecular function: oxidoreductase activity, acting on NAD(P)H, oxygen as acceptor. Gene Ontology annotation, cellular component: intracellular anatomical structure. The record is from RefSeq and is a predicted model, not a curated record. The coding region runs from base 1 to 909 and encodes 302 amino acids.
AUGGUCUCAAACGAAAUCACCGAGCGUGAAGCUCUCACCUCCCGCGCUGUUCCCUCGAUGGUGUUCAGCGAUGGCAGUCCUUCAUCGAUGACACCAGCUCCCAAUGUCCCAGUUGAGAGCGACCCUGCCGUCGGGGCUCAGAAGCGAUUUCAUGUGCGGGGAAACGCAGUUGUCACCGGAGGAGCCGGCACAUUGGGAAUCCGGGCAUGCGAUGCUCUCCUUGAACAUGGCCUCGAGGGCCUCAUGAUCCUCGACGUCAACCCAGCCAAUUCACAGAGAGAAAUCACAGAAAUGAAGUCCAAAUUCCCGAAUGCCAAGAUCAGCACUCAGAAAGUUGAUGUCACCAACGAAGGAGCGAUUCGUCUUGCGAUGCAGGAAACCGUCAAACAGCUCGGAUCCAUCGAUACAUUAGUUUGCUUCGUUGGUGUGGUGGGUUGUGUGCCGAGUCUUGAUAUGCCCAUCUCGCAAUGGCGAAGAAUCAUCGACAUCAACACCACUGGCUCAUUUAUUUGCGCCCAAGCAGCAGCUCGUCAUAUGGUGAAACAAGGAACGGGUGGCUCGAUUACAUUUGUGGCAUCAAUUUCCGCGCAUCGUGUCAACUUCCCUCAGCCUCAGGUUGCUUAUAAUGUCAGCAAAUCGGCACUUCUGAUGCUGAAAAGUUGUCUUGCUGCUGAAUGGGCUAGAUAUGGCAUUCGCACUAAUACUAUUAGCCCAGGGUAUAUGGACACAAUCCUGAAUGAAGGUGAUGGGAUUGCAGAACAUCGGCGGAUUUGGGCUGAGCGUAAUCCCAGUGGUAGGAUGGGAAGUCCGUCAGAGUUGACAGGGACAAUUGUUCUACUUGCCAGUAGUGCUGGCUCGUAUAUAAAUGGCUCUGAUAUUGUUGUUGAUGGGGGAGCCAUAGUACUCUAA